AUGCGCGUCGUAGUAAACCAUCCAUAUAAAAAUCCCCCGUCGUCGCCGCCGUCGGAGAUUCAAUGGACUCGAGGGGAAUUGCUGGGUAAAGGAAGCUACGGCGAGGUCUUCGUCGGAAUUCCAAAAACCCCAAAUUCGCCCCCUCUGAUGGCAGUGAAAUCCGCGCCCGAAUACGACGCCGAGUCUCUGAAAUUGGAGCGCCGGAUUCUGACCAAUUUCCGCCACAAUCCCAACAUCAUCCAGUGCUUCGGCGCCCAAACAACCGAGCACGGCGGGCACAGAACCUACAACUUGCUCCUCGAGUACGCCUCCGGCGGCUCGCUCUCCAAUUUCAUCGCCAAGCGCCGCCGCGGGAUUCCGGAGAUCCAUGUUAGGGUUUGCACUCGAAUGAUUCUGGAAGCGCUGUGGUGCAUCCACUCCCGUGGAUACGCGCACUGCGACAUAAAGACGGACAACAUUCUGGUAUUUGAGGAGCAUCAAUCGUUGUGUCGGCUUAAGGUGGCUGAUUUCGGGGCGGCGGUGGAAAUUUCGAAGCAGAGUGGUGGAGGGGAGAAGUUGGGGAUUAGGGGGACGGUUAGAUACAUGGCGCCGGAGGUUGCGGCGGCGGGGAAGGUGACGACGGCGAUGGAUAUUUGGGCGCUGGGGUGCACGGUGGUGGAGAUGAUCACAGGGAAGCGGCCUUGGAAGGGUUUGGAGAAGGAGGAAGUAAUGGCGCGACUCGCCGAGGGCCGGCAUCCGGAUAUUCCGGCGGGUUUGUCGGCGGAGGGCAGGGAUUUCUUGGAGGAAUGCUUUGUUACGAGCGGUGUGAAGCGAGCGACGGCCGACUCGCUUCUGAGUCACCCGUUCGUAGCUCGCUGUGACGGCAGCGCGCAGCAGGAAGCAGAUAUUGCGCAUUCUAAUUCAUAG
Linum tenue is the source of this 906-nucleotide messenger RNA. NCBI's taxonomy places the organism in Eukaryota, Viridiplantae, Streptophyta, Magnoliopsida, Malpighiales, Linaceae. The record is from the annotation of a GenBank genome assembly.